Molecule: messenger RNA, 2603 nt
Organism: Ictidomys tridecemlineatus (thirteen-lined ground squirrel)
Lineage: Eukaryota; Metazoa; Chordata; Mammalia; Rodentia; Sciuridae
Gene: Wnt16
Product: Wnt family member 16
Biological process (GO): cell fate commitment; neuron differentiation; multicellular organism development
Cellular component (GO): extracellular region
Molecular function (GO): cytokine activity; frizzled binding
Source: RefSeq, a predicted model, not a curated record
GAAGCCGGGGGCGAUGGAGACGCAGAGACAUCAACAUAAGUUUCACACCUUGGAAUGUGAGGGACUUUCUCGCAUCUCCAGCACAUCUCCAACUCUGAGCAGGAGGGCCCCAAAGAACUUCUUCCACCUUCUCAUACUGCAAGGGGCCUUGGGGCUUGUGAGAUCCCUAUCAUUGUUGGCUGCCUUUUUAUGCUCUCUGCAAGGAGGAAGAGGACGACGAACAACGUGGUGCUGAGGAACUGACCUCCGGCCCUUCGAAUCUCUGGAGAAGUGGGGCAGAAGAGGAGUGGUCGGGGCUGGGAGACUCCAUGCGGGGGCCAUGGACAGAGCGACACUCCUGGCGCUGCCCCGCCUGUGCGCACUGUGGGCAGUUCUGUUUGCGCUGUUCCCCUGCGGAAUCCAAGGAAACUGGAUGUGGUUGGGCAUCGCCUCCUUUGGGGUUCCGGAGAAGCUGGGCUGCGCCAACUUGCCACUGAACAGCCGCCAGAAGGAGCUGUGCAAGAGGAAACCCUACCUGCUGCCCAGCAUCCGCGAGGGCGCCCGGCUGGGCAUUCAGGAGUGCAGGAGCCAGUUCAAACACGAGAGAUGGAACUGCAUGGUCGCCACCGCCAAUGCCGCCGCCGCUGCCCCGCUCGGCACGAGCCCGCUCUUUGGCUACGAAUUGACCAGCGGCACUAAGGAGACAGCAUUUAUUUAUGCUGUGAUGGCGGCAGGCCUGGUGCACUCUGUGACCAGGUCAUGCAGUGCAGGCAACAUGACAGAAUGUUCCUGUGAUACCACCCUGCAGAAUGGUGGCUCAGCAAGUGAAGGCUGGCACUGGGGAGGCUGUUCUGAUGAUGUUCAGUAUGGCAUGUGGUUCAGCAGAAAGUUCCUGGACUUUCCCAUCAGAAACACCACUGGAAAAGAAAGCAAAGUACUGCUAACAAUGAACCUACAUAACAGUGAAGCUGGGAGGCAGGCGGUCGCCAAGUUGAUGUCAGUCGACUGCCGCUGCCAUGGAGUCUCUGGUUCCUGUGCUGUGAAAACAUGCUGGAAAACCAUGUCUUCUUUUGAAAAGAUUGGCCAUUGGUUAAAGGAUAAAUAUGAAAACAGUAUCCAGGUAUCAGACAAAAUAAAGAGGAAAAUGCGCAGGAGAGAAAAAGAUCAGAGGAAAAUACCAAUCCGUAAGGAUGACCUGCUCUAUGUUAAUAAGUCUCCCAACUACUGCGUGGAAGAUAAAAAGCUGGGAAUCCCAGGGACACAAGGCAGAGAAUGCAACCGUACAUCAGAGGGUGCUGAUGGCUGCAACCUCCUGUGCUGUGGCCGAGGCUACAACACCCAUGUGGUCAGGCACGUGGAGAGAUGUGAGUGUAAAUUCAUCUGGUGCUGUUAUGUCCGCUGCAGAAGGUGUGAGAGCAUGACUGACGUCCACACUUGUAAGUAACUGCUCUCUCCAGCCGCCUGCAAGACUCAGCAACAAACAAUGGGGUUGCAGCCAAAGGGUACCUCUCCUGGUACAGUGCUGGCCAAGGUGACUCCUGCACUCCCAGAUCCUUGAGCCCCUCUGAGAUUUCCUUUACCUGACUGACAUCCAAUUACACAUUGAUCAUGGAUUUCUUGGGAUUUUGAAGUUGAGAAGGUUUGCAUUCAUCUGUGAGUGGUUUGGAGGAUGUAUAUUGACAUACAAGGAAGAUAAAUCUGUUUCCUCAGCAAGAAAGAACCCUCACACUGGAGACCUGGUCCAUACUCAGGAAAAGAUCCUCAACCAUGGAACUCAUUAUGGAAAUCAGUAAUGGUGGGUGAACAGCAGUCUUUUUUUUUUUUUUUUUUUUUUUUUACAGACAUCUCUAUGGCAACCAGGAGUGGUAAACAUGAAUCUCAUUUAUUCUCAGUAUUUUAAUUGAAGAAAUGUUUCUAAGUGUUUGUGCAUAGACAGACGUUGAAAAGUUAAACUGAGUGGUUGGUGCCUACUGACCCUUUCAUGUACUUCAAAAGAAGGGCAAUAGAAAAAAAAUCUUCUAAGUAACACAAUAUCCCUAAAAAGUGUUCCUUGGAAACAUUUAGUGAAAAAGAGUCAAACUGUAAAAAAGUAAAAUGUAUUAAUUGGAUUUUAAGUGCCUUUUAACCAGGAGAAUUUGUUUAGAAAAACCUCUAUAUGGUAUACGACAAUCUUUGAUCUUGAGAGUCAUAAUUUUAUUAUAGACCAGUUUCCUCUGUUAACAACUCGCCACAGAGAUCCUGGGAGAGGGAGAAUCUGAAAACAGGUAGGAAUACAGCAUAGUAAAAAUAUAAAGGGCUCUCAUAUAUUACAAUAAAAAGCACCCUUUAAAUGUGUAAAGUCAGUAUUUUGUAUAGUAUUUUGCUAACAGAGUUUUAUAUUUUGUAAAUAUGGUAUUUAAGUUAUAUGACAUAUUAAAAUGUAAGACAUUUAUUGCCAAAGCCUAAGAGCUGAGGCAAUAAGAUUAACCCAGAAUUAAGAUUAGCCUCUGUUUCUUUUCAUACUAUUAUUUCUGAUUAUUUUUAACAUUGAAAAAGAAGGUAAUUGAGCAAUUAGUUAUAUGGAUGUGUAUUUCUUGCCAAAAUGACAGUUUUAUACGUUAUAGAUUAAAAUAUGUUGCAAAAUA